CCUCUCCCUCCCUCCCUCUCUCUCUCUCUCUCUGCUCCUCUCUCACACGCACAGAAUCCUCUGUCAUGGCGUCUUCCAACAAUGUUACUCCCACCAACUGUAGCUGGUGGCCCAUAUCAGCCAUGGAUGAAGAUGGCAAAAUCACAGACGGAGAGGAGUGUCACGAGCCCACGAUAGAACACAAGCCAUUCUCCAAAGACAGGCUCGUUCUUUACCACUGGACUCAGUCCUUCAGCUCUCAAAAGGUGCGUCUAGUGAUCAAUGAGAAGGGGUUGCUGUGUGAAGAACGGGAUGUGAGUCUGCCUCUCACUGAGCACAAGGAGCCUUGGUUCAUGAGGCUCAAUCUAGGAGAGGAAGUACCGGUUUUCAUCCACGGAGACACAAUCGUCAGUGACUACAACCAAAUCAUUGAUUAUAUAGAGACCAACUUUACUGGAGACACAGUAGCGCAGCUGAUUCCAGAUGAAGGAACUCCUAUGUAUGCAAGGGUACAGCAGUACCGAGAGCUGCUGGAUGGGCUGCCCAUGGAUGCUUACACACAUGGAUGCAUCCUGCACCCAGAACUCACAACCGACUCCAUGAUCCCAAAGUACGCCACUGCUGAAAUACGUAGACAUUUGGCCAAUGCGGCAUCUGAACUGAUGAAGUUGGACCAUGAGGAACCCCAGCUGACAGAACCAUACCUCUCCAAGCAGAAAAAGCUCAUGGCAAAGAUCUUGGACCAUGACAAUGUGAACUACUUGAAAAAAAUUCUUGGUGAGUUGGCUAUGGUGCUAGACCAAGUAGAGGCAGAGCUGGAAAAAAGAAACCUGGAAUAUCAAGGUCAAAAGUGUGAAUUAUGGCUUUGUGGACCUACUUUUACACUAGCUGAUAUUUGUCUCGGAGCCACAUUGCACAGGCUCAAGUUCUUGGGACUCUCAAGGAAAUACUGGGAGGACGGGAGCCGGCCGAACCUGCAGUCGUUUUUUGAGCGGGUGGAGAAGCGUUUCGCUUUCCGCAAGGUGUUGGGGGACAUCCACACGACCCUGCUCUCUGCGGUUCUACCCAAUGCAUUCCGAAUGGUCAAAAAGAAGCCCCCGUCCUUCUUUGGCGCGUCCUUCUUAAUGGGCUCUCUCGGGGGGAUGGGCUAUUUUGCCUAUUGGUUUUUAAAAAAGAAAUACAUGUAGUGAAUGUGCUCUUGUAGUGUUUUGUGUCUGUGUAUCUGUAUGACGUUCGAAUUUUUCGGUAACACUGUUUUACGAUAGCAGGAAAAACAAGACAGUAUACAGAGAUUAACACUCUUUACUCACCUGGGUGAAUAAUUAAAUAAAUAUCUAAUGAGAACAUUCCAAGACUAGGAAUUCUUCUUAACAGCACCUUCUCUGGUAACAAACCUAUUUUUGUUUUUAUGAUUUACUGGUUUAUUUUAUUCAUAUUAUGCUUGCAUACAGCAUAAUUAUUUUGUGUUGUUCUGUCCAGAUUAUAAACAUUACGCAUUCUUGCCAUUUAGGACACCUAUGGUUAUAUGGUACAGCACAACGGUAUAUUAUAAACAGAAAGCCCAAAAUAGUGUUUAUUAAUCUACUCUGAAUUCUUAAGCAUUCAUAUUCUGUACGGGUUUCCGAACACUUUGCACUUCUAAUUUUAAGAAACUCAAAAUUAUCAGCAUUUAGUUGUUCACUUUUUAGUGCAGAUCACAUCUGAAACACUAUUUAUCAGCAGAAUGCAACACGUCACUGUUAGCAUGACAAUUUUCUGGUCUGAAUCUGUUUGCUUCUGCAUUUGGUGAGAGGAAUCAGUGCCAGCAAACAUAUUAAACCCCUACAUUUUCAGAAUAUUACACUGUACCAAGAAUGCAAAAACCCCAAACACUGAAGAGAACAGAAUGUUCCUCAGAAGACUGCCAAUUUUAGCAUUUCUUUCCAAUUUAAUUGUAUUUUUUAUUUUUAUUUUAUCACUAGCAAGUCGUGGAAAGUAUACUGAGUCACAUGAUGAGUAAAGUUCUUGAAAUGGAGGUGGUAUAGAAAUGUGAAUGUCAAGUUCCAGUUCUGAGCGUAAAAGCAAACACACCUUGAUGUUUAAUCGAAAAAUUUGACUUAUAAUAAAAAUCAAAUGGUCUUUUAAAUUAGUGUAACCAUUUUAAACAUGCCACUGUUUAAUUUAUGGGUUUUUCUUUCAUUGUAUUUUUCCAUUAAUGUUCACUUAUACAUUUAAACUCUGCUGGACUUGAGAGGCCAUUAAAUGUUUGCCAUGCAGUAAAGGCGAGAAAUUACAUACAUAAUAUGAGAGUUCUAUGCCACCUCACACACAAGCCAUAUACAACUGUGAAGAUGCAUUAAUACUCUAUGAUUUAAUUUUAUGUACUGCUGUUAGUCAUUUUCAAUACUAUAACUACAACAAAUGUACAGUACAAUGUCUGAGCUGAAUUUCUCGGCACCUCAAAACUCACAGAAAUGUACUUGAUCUGGAGUGAUUGUUGUGAAUUCAGAUAAGUGGCGAUCCCUACUCUAAACCGGAAUGACUGGAAGUUAAAUUAAUACAUGAGAAAUAUAUUGAUGUCUGUGGUCACUAGACUUCAUAAUAGAUUUUUUUAUUUUGUAAUUUUUAUUUUUAUAUCUUUAAAAUAUGCAUUUCUUUACAGUGCUUUCUAAGAUGUUUGUUCAUGAGCCUUAAUUUGUUCAGUUGCCAUCGAUUUCAAUAAAUCAAAAUGCUUACCUUAA
Messenger RNA from Carassius gibelio (silver crucian carp), 2699 nucleotides. Its product is annotated as ganglioside-induced differentiation-associated protein 1-like 1. The record is from RefSeq and is a predicted model, not a curated record. NCBI's taxonomy places the organism in Eukaryota, Metazoa, Chordata, Actinopteri, Cypriniformes, Cyprinidae. Bases 66 to 1166 code for a protein of 366 amino acids. The transcript is spliced from 6 exons.